This is a messenger RNA of Parastagonospora nodorum SN15, 441 nucleotides long. RefSeq lists its product as hypothetical. The record is from RefSeq and is a predicted model, not a curated record. The coding region runs from base 1 to 441 and encodes 146 amino acids. Lineage: Eukaryota; Fungi; Ascomycota; Dothideomycetes; Pleosporales; Phaeosphaeriaceae. The transcript has 2 exons.
AUGGCCAACGACAAAGAAGAGCAGCAACAGCAGCAGCAGCAGCAGCACAUCCCCACGGAGCCAAAGCAAGAACCCGAGAAAGACCAAGGUACCGGCGGAUUACUGAGCAUGGUUGGAGAUCCGGCUGGCAAGGUCCUUAACACGGCGCUCCGGCCCAUCGGUGCGCCCCUCGAGAAAGGCGUCACGGGCCCGCUGGGGAACGCGCUCGGCGGCGGGACGCGCGGCGUCCUGGGACCGCUGCUGGGCAGUGAGGAGGAGCGGAUGGAGGUUGUAGGGGGGAAGAAUAAGGAUAGCUAUGCGGGGGAGGAGAAGAUUGGCGGCAAGGAACAGACGGGGGAUAAUCCGUUGGGGUUAGAUCAGAGUGGGCGGUGGGGGUUUGAGGACGAGGGCACGGGAAAUAAGGAGGGAGAGAAGAAGGGAAGUGGGCCGUUGAAUCUUUGA